CUUCCUCUUUUCACCUCUGAUUCUGUCCUGUACUCGGAGGGUCAGCCCGACGAGAUCACGGCCUGGACCUUUGCCUGUGGCUGUCACCAUUCUUGGCUUAGUUGCCCUGAUCCAGGUACGAGCUGAGGCAGUUGGGGAAAUGGAGCUGGAUUCAGGCAGCAGCUGGAGCCCAUGGCAGAGCUGGUCCCCGUGUUCCAGGACAUGUGGAGGAGGUGCAGCCACCAGGAUCAGGAGAUGUUUGAUCAGACAUCCCCUCACAAACCCCUGUUCAGGGGAGCAGAGGCAGUACAAGGUGUGUGCUGUUGAGGAUUGUCUGUCGGGAGCAGUGGAUUUCCGACAGCUCCAGUGUGCGGCCUACAACCACCGCCCGAUCCUGCAGAUGCGUGCCGCUCGCUUUGAGUGGGUCCCUUUUUACGGAGCCUCCAGCCCUUGUGAGCUCAGCUGUUUAGCCAAAGGGCAGAACUUUUACUACAAUUUUGGUCGCGUAUUGGACGGGACAAAGUGUGAGGCUGGUUCCAAUGGCGUGUGCAUCAAUGGGCAGUGUCUGGCGGUUGGCUGUGGUCAGAUCCUGGGCUCUCAGGAGGAGGAGGAUGUGUGCGGUGUGUGUGGCGGCCAGAACAACACAUGUCAGCGGUAUCGGAGCGUUUUUAUCACUCCUCACCUCACUCCUGGCUCGUUGGAGUAUAAUGAGGUUACCAUGAUCCCGGCUGGUGCCACUUACAUCAAAGUGACUGAUAACAGCAGCAAUUAUCUGGCUUUACAGAACAGGGACUAUAACUACAUCAUCAAUGGGAACUGGGCCAUUAAUUGGCCAGGGACAUACAACGUGGCCGGAACCAAAGUCCACUACAGACGGUCAGCAGAUCAUGAAGAGAGUUUGGAGGCAAUUGGACCCACUAAAGAGGACCUGCACCUGAUGGUUCUGUCUAUGGAGCAAAACUCUGGGAUUGAUUAUGAAUACUGGCUUCCUAAUGAUCGAUACUGGCUCUACCACGGAGAGCGGAGUGCUCUUCAAGGGACCCAUCACACAGUGAUUGAGGCGGCUCACUCAUUCACACUCACACCCAGGAUUGAGGCCAAUACCAUCCCAGUGACAACUACAACCAUCUCAGUCCGAAGACCCCUUGCUCAGCCUUGCUAUAACACAGCUUCACGGAGACAAGACUGGUCACAGAGAAACCGUCUGCCAGCACCGUCUAGACCAGGCAACUGUGGCAAGUGUCAAAGGGUUCGUGGGAAAUCAAAUCGCAUCAGGCAGUACUGUGAGAAAGAUUUUGUUUUGCAUGUGAAGAUUAUUAGUAAGAGAACUGUCGGAUCGGAAACUCGCUACGAUGCUCGUGUGGUGACGACCUACAAGAAAAGAUUUGCUGUCCUAAGGCGGGAAUUCCUGUGGGUCCCAAACAUCUGUGACUGUCCCAGACUCUUCACCAUGAGGGAGUAUGUGGUGAUGGCACUGAGACAUGUGAACUAUGAACAGACACUGAACAGAAUCCUGCUGGAGGCUGACAGCUUCAUCCGAACCUACAGGCCCCGGGAGGACAAACUCAUGAAGGGACUGGACAAGGAGUGUGAGAAGCAGGGAUACCAGCUCAGGGUGAAUUCACCUGGAUAAGACUCAAACCAGCAUCACUGUGGUCUGCAGGCAUUAACACACUCACCUUGUGCAGACUGAGUGAGACUUGAGAUCGAUUGAGAUGCCGAUGGGAUCUCUGGCACUUUAAAGUUGGGCGGCAAACAGGCAUCAAACUCAGGAUCAGGUGGCUCUACAGACCAGUUAGAAACUUUACAUUGGGCAUUCUACACUCUUGAAAGUGUUUGCUAAACCUCCACACAGCAGAGAUACCAAGAGCCAAACUGAUCCGUGGUUUUAUGUCGCUCUGUUUGCACUGAGUGGUGUUAAGACCUUGUCUCUCCUGACCAAGUGACAUACUCCAAGCUGUGUAAUGAAGUCAAUUGAAUUUUUUGUUCCACAGGAAGGUUAGAGGGAAGAGUUUUGGUCUUUAAACCCACCUUGAACUCAGUGCCGUCAAGGCCGUACUUGACAGAUUGGGUUAACAUUGAUAAUUGCUGCCUAAAGCAGAAAUGGAUUAGACUGUAUGAAUUGGAAAGUGUUCAGUUUGGGAUAGGUCUGAAAUUACGGACAACACAGGAGAAACUUCAGACAGAAAGGAUCUCAGAUCUUUGAGCUUCAGAACAAAGAGUAUGAGUCCCUGGUGAUCCAUUUCUCACUGGGGAAUGUAGGCUUCAUUGCACCUGACAUAAACCUGCCUGUAGGUUUGCAACAUAGGAUGAUAUUAACCUAUAAUCAGGGUCACAAGCUGCACCUACUGCUUAAUAAGAGACUGGUCAUCACCUGAUAACUGAGCUGAAGCACUACAGGAACUCACCAAGGCUCCUUAGACAGCACCUUCCAAACCCACGACCACUACCACC
This is a messenger RNA of Carcharodon carcharias (great white shark), 2433 nucleotides long. RefSeq names its product ADAMTS like 5 (gene adamtsl5). Gene Ontology annotation, cellular component: extracellular matrix. Gene Ontology annotation, molecular function: protein binding; metalloendopeptidase activity. Gene Ontology annotation, biological process: extracellular matrix organization. The transcript is spliced from 13 exons. NCBI's taxonomy places the organism in Eukaryota, Metazoa, Chordata, Chondrichthyes, Lamniformes, Lamnidae. The coding region runs from base 140 to 1612 and encodes 490 amino acids. The record is from RefSeq and is a predicted model, not a curated record.